Molecule: messenger RNA, 2569 nt
Organism: Sinocyclocheilus grahami
Lineage: Eukaryota; Metazoa; Chordata; Actinopteri; Cypriniformes; Cyprinidae
Gene: cdc37l1
Product: cell division cycle 37-like 1
Exons: 9
Coding region: 174-1217 (347 amino acids)
Biological process (GO): protein stabilization; protein folding
Cellular component (GO): cytoplasm
Molecular function (GO): protein-folding chaperone binding; heat shock protein binding
Source: RefSeq, a predicted model, not a curated record
UUGUCACGAGGAGCUAAAAAGAGCUGCAGAGAGGACUGCUGGACUGGGGUUAUAGCCUGAGAACAACGCUCUCUGCUCGCGUACAUACUAGAGGCUUGCGAGUGUAUGUCGGGUCGUGAGCGAUAUAAACAGCAGGACACGUCCGCGGUUUCAGGGCAGAGCUGAGCGGCGAGAUGGAGGGGUUUGGAGGCGGCGUGUUUCAAGCUGAACCGGACCGAAAGGAAAACAUGCCCCGCGCACACCCACACGAGCCCAGUGCGGAGAGCAUGGCGUCUCUGUGCCUGAGUCAGCAGCGCUGUGUGAAGGCCUCGAUCGCGUCGCAGUGGCAGCUGGCUGAGGCGCAGAACCAGCUCUGCGGUUUGGAGCUCCACAGCUCUGAGUCUGUGGACCAGGAGCGCGCCCGAGCCCUGGCCUCCUCCGCGGAGCUCUCGCAGACCGAACAGGAGUGGAGACAUAAAGAGACCAUGCUGGGACGGAGCCCCACUCUGUGCCCCGAGGCCAGCCGAGAUGUGUUUGACAAGAGUAUCAUAAACAGUUCACAGUCUUGGCCUAAUGAAUCCGAUCACGAUAAGAACAUAAGCUUCGUCCAGCGUAAUGAAGAACUCUUGAAACAUUUUGGUAUGUUGAGGAGGUGGGAUGAUAGUCAGCGCUUUCUAGCAGAGUACCACCAUCUCAUCUGUGAAGAAACGGCCAAUUACCUGAUCCUGUGGUGCUUCCGUCUGCAGGCAGAGCAAAAAGAGGCAUUAAUGGAGCAGGUGGCUCAUCAGGCAGUCGUCAUGCAGUUUAUUCUGGAAAUGGCCCGCAACACUCAGCAGGACCCACGAGGCUGUUUCCGUCAGUUCUUUCAGAAAGCCAAAGCAGGGCAGGAGGGAUACUUGGACGUCUUCCACACAGAACUCAACGACUUUAAGCAGAGAGUUAAAGAGUAUUCCAUGAAGUCAAAAGGAGAAACCCCAAAGGAUACAGUGCACCAAAACACACCGGCAGGCUGUCGCCUCGACCCCAACGAGGUUUUGGAGUCUUUGCCACCGGAGCUGAAAACAUGCAUCCAGAUGCAGGAUAUGCAGAUUCUUCAGAACGUGCUGAGCAGCAUGAACACGCAGGUGGCAGAAUACCACGUGAAGCGUUGCUUGGAGGCAGGAAUUUGGACGAAUAUACCACGAGCCUCCAAAGAAGAAAGUUCAGAAAUGGACGAGUGGAGAAUGAUGGAGAGCUAGCAGACGAAACUUCACGAGGAAACCAGCUUUGGCUCGCAGGACAGGAAGAACAAGGCCUGUGCUCAGAGACUUUUGUUUUGUAUCCGUGCCUGGAUGUGUGCUGCACUUUAUAUUUGUUUAAAAGAGAAAGUAUUUUAAAAGAGAUUGGGAACUGUAUUUUGAGGCACUUAUAUUUUUGUGCACAUUUCUGUUGCUAACUUCUUCUGUUUUAGCAUUUUGAGAAACGUUUAGGAAAGCGGUACGUGCUGGAGUGCAAAGGAAAACCCUCAUAACCCUUCACAAGGAGGUAUCCACUGAACAUUCAGACUCCAGCUGCUCUCUGGGAACUGUUUCAUGUGUCAUCUGUGCAUGGACACGGCAGAUAACAGUCGGCUUCCUGCAGAUAGACAAACAACACUAAGGCGAAGCAGGACCUCCCACUUUGCUAUCUUCACGAUGGAAAUGAGACCUUUGCAAAAAGUUCAAGUAGUACAACAUGAAAACCAGCAAUAUAAUAUUGUUACCUUCAGUUAUAAUGAAAGAGAUUCACGUUCACUAUCAAAAUGUAAAUCGGAUGCUAAAGGCACUGGGGCUGUUGAGUUUGAUAUGAUGUCAAAAGUCACAAAUUGGGAUGGCUCACCCAAAAAAAAAACAUUUCUCAAUCUUCGGUUGCUCCAAACCUGUUUGACUUGAUGUUGAACACAAACAUUUUUUAUUCAUACAAUGACGGUCAAUGGCAUCCAAUCAAUGUUGUUUUGGACCCCAUUGACUUUCUUUCAUUAUAUGGUCAAAAACAAGUAAUGUUCUUCUAAAUGUCUCUUCUUGCAUUUUCCAUAGAAGAAAGAAAGCGAUGCAUGUUUGGAUGAUGACCCAUCCCAACAAAUAAGACUUUCAGAGAUGCCAUUUUGCCUCGCCAUCAACCUGACUUGUAUUGAUUGCGGUAAUUGCAUUGAAACACGGCCGAUGCUGUUUGCUUAUCGCAUCCAGCUCUACAGCAUAUAUAAGAGCAUAUACAGCAAACCACGAUUUGUGUAAUAUUAAAUGAUGUCUGUGAUGACAUUGUGCAAAUCUUUACAAGCAGAUCGAAAUCCUCAAUUAAAUCUUUAGACCACCAGUAUUGCUGACUGAUUGGAGUCUUUAAUUUUGCCGUUUAUUUUGAUUAGAAUAACGUCUUGGCAUUUUAUAAAUGUGUUGGCUAGCUCUCUGUGUGAGGAAUUCACCUCGGACUACUUGUAGGCAAUAAACUGGCCUAAAACGUGCGGUUUUAGAAGGAGGGGUGUUUUUGGUUGAAAGCAGCUAGGAUUAAAUGUACGAUAUGUGCUUUUGCGGCACGUCCACUCAACAAAAGGAACAUAAGGCACCGGUUUAUGUGA